UGUCAAAAUAUUUAUUGGGCAUCAUUUACAUUGAUUGAGGGAGGGAGGGAUGGUCGCUUGAGCAUCAAAUUACAGCACAUUAUCCAAUCGUUAUUCAAAAUUUGUAUCCCACUUCAGAAUGAAAUGAAAGUAUAGGAAAUUCCCAACCGAAGAAACCAAAAACCAGCUGCCCAAACUGAUGAACGUACAAAAUGGAAGCACCAAAGAAACUCGAAGAUAUGCCCUUCGAUAUCCUAAAUCGUAUAUUCAAAAUGCUUCAACUUGCUGACCAAUGGAAUUUGGCCCGUGUUCAUCCGAGAUUCUGCGAUGCCUUUGUUGAGCAUUCUCGCCAUAGAUUCACAACAUUUGUGAUACCCUUAGCCGAACUAAAUAUGUGUCCAUCGGAGAUCGUCAUGCUGUGCGGUGACACAAUGAUCCACAUUCAAAUUAAAGAAAUUGCUUAUGUUGAGCAUCUGCUGCCCUUAAUCGAGCGAUAUUGCAUCAAUUUGGAAAAGCUGAGCAUUCCGACGAGCGCUUAUAAUUGCAAGGCUGUCAAAUCAUAUUUGGAUAGAAAUUCUAAGCUGAAAUUCGUUGAAUUGUCGAUGAAUUAUAAUGACCACAAAUGGGAUAUUAGUGAAGCCAUCGCCAUGUUUGAAUCUAUACCAAAUAUAAAGAGUUUGCAGCUACUCAACUUCCCUGGACAUUGCCUGAUUAAAAAGAAGAUUAAGGGCUUUGUCAACUUGGAGGAGCUGACUGUCGGCGAAUCCGUUCCAUAUGAUUCAGUGCCCAAGUGGCGUUUCGAUAUUAGUGAUCUGUUGUUGAGGCUAAAGCACCUACGCCGCCUGAAAGUUUCAAAUAGAAUUGUGUUCCUAAACAGGAAACUCCAGGAACCACUCCUCGAAGAUCUUACACUCAUCUAUUGUGAUCUUAACUUUAAGAAGCCAUUUUUUCCCCAUCUGUUAGCGUUACGUAUCAAAAGAUCGUUUCCGUUAUCGACCAGAAACCAAUUGUUGGGUUUUAUUUUAAAGCAUUCCAAGACUCUGAAGCAUCUGAAAGUAAUAACAGGUCACAUCAUUUAUGCAGGUGAUGGCAAGUUUCGUGUGAGGAUGAAUUUUAAUGAUAGACUUUGUUUUAGAACAAUUGAAUUUAAACAACUGAAAGGUCUUCCAGCGGACUAAGAUUACUUCAAUGUAACAUCUACAUGUCUACGUCAGGUUUCUAUUAUUGCGAUUUGGGGUUUUCACUUAUUUUUAUGAUUUUUCUUUCUCUUUUCUGUUGAUGUGAAUCUCAUACACAAAUCCCUACCACGCACGAUCCUUUUCUCUACAUAAAAGGCACAAUUUGGAGAGUAGACAAUAAUUAGACAGUGUUAAAAACACACAGAAUCAUCUUAUGAUUCGAGAAUUUAUUUUUUGUUUACUUUUUCUUUUUUUAUGUUGAAAAUGCCAACGCUUUGGAUCUUCACGAAGAAGUGAUAUAUAUUUAAAGUUCCUAAGCCAAUUACACGUAAGAACUACCAAAAUGGAGGGUAUUCAUACAUUAAGCGACCAGUGUUAAGCAAUACACAUAAUAAUAAUAUUCAAAAUAUUAUUGUUGUUCUUUUUUUUCAUAACGUUGAAUACGUUGUAGUUUUAAAGCCCACAGACUAGGCAAUGUACAAGAAUUACGGACAGCACAAGGUACAAAUUGGAGGGUAGAAAA
Drosophila subobscura is the source of this 1680-nucleotide messenger RNA. RefSeq lists its product as uncharacterized. Bases 192 to 1157 code for a protein of 321 amino acids. The record is from RefSeq and is a predicted model, not a curated record. The transcript has 3 exons. NCBI's taxonomy places the organism in Eukaryota, Metazoa, Arthropoda, Insecta, Diptera, Drosophilidae. Gene Ontology annotation, molecular function: protein binding.